Daldinia vernicosa is the source of this 1124-nucleotide messenger RNA. Its product is annotated as heterochromatin protein one. The transcript has 6 exons. Lineage: Eukaryota; Fungi; Ascomycota; Sordariomycetes; Xylariales; Hypoxylaceae. The record is from RefSeq and is a predicted model, not a curated record. Gene Ontology annotation, biological process: negative regulation of transcription by RNA polymerase II; chromatin organization. Bases 189 to 950 code for a protein of 253 amino acids. Gene Ontology annotation, cellular component: pericentric heterochromatin; nucleus. Gene Ontology annotation, molecular function: chromatin binding.
CUUGCAUACAAUUGAACCCAUAACUUACUUCAGCUCUGCUUUGAUUUGUCGCAAUAACUUCAUCGCAACCCUGUUAUAUCUAAUUGAUCUGUUUCUUCCAUUUUCCGUAUCUAUAGUUCCCGUUAAUCAAUCCGCUCCCGGAGAAUCGAUCUAGUUAUCAUACGCGUUCCCUUCUGCGCAAGACCAAAAUGCCACCUGCUAUUAGCGACGACGAAGCCUCCAACGUUGGCGAAGUUACCGUUCCUCUACUUUCGACGCGCGGAAAGAAAGCUCGGGCUAGCCUAGAUGAUGACGAUCGCGAGAUGCGUGGUGUUGUGAAAGGCGAUGUCGCAAAAGACGAUGUCGCGAAUGGCGAUGGCGACGAUGGACAAGGAGAAGACGACGAAAACUUAGACGAGGAUGAGUAUAUCGUCGAGAAGAUCCUCGCUCAUGUCGUUGAACCCGAUGGCGCAUUGAAAUUUAAGGUCAAGUGGGAAGGUUGGGAGAAAAAAUCGGAUCAGACGUGGGAAAGUUACGAGAGCCUCAUCGAGAACGCCUCCGAUAUUGUAGAAGAGUACCUUAGUCGUUUCGGCGGACUAGAAAAGAUUCUAGAUGAAGGGAAAUCCGCACUAAAGACGAAAAAGCGCGGUCGACCUGCGUCAGGAACCCCAACUAAUGGCACAAAGCGGCGGCGCAACGAAAGUCAUCCUGCUUCAGAAACCCCUCCAGCUAGCAACCGAGCCUGGAAGCCUCCGGUAGGUUCCUGGGAAGAUGAGGUCGAAUCUAUCGAUGCUUGCCAUGAUGAAGUCCAGGGCAAGUUAGUUGUAUACCUUACCUGGAAGAAUGGAAACAAAACCCAACAUGAUACCAAAGUCGUAUACAAACGAUGCCCGCAAAAGAUGCUUCAGUUCUACGAGCAACACGUCAAAAUUGUUAUGGCAUCAUCAGAUGGCGCUGUCAAAGAGGAAUAACGCGUAUUUAUGAUACGAGCCGAGUAUACCAGUUAAGGGCUAGUCGGAAGACUGGAGUCUAACAGGAACUAGCAGGUGACAAAAAUAGCAAUACUGAAUAAGGGCUUGGAUGAUGCCUCAAUACUAACACAAAUACUGGAUUCUUAUAUGAAUUUCUAGUCUGUACAAUUGUAC